AUGUCCCUCCCUCGAGCUUCAGAUGCCCUCCGCCGACUGCCACGACCAACGUCACAAUUACAACCAUCUCGGAACAUCACCGUCCCCCAUGGCCAUCAUCACAAGUUCCCACAUACCCACCACAACACCACCACCAGCACAACAUCCAAAUCAACGCGAUCUUUCCAUUCCACCCCUCAACUCUCCGCUGCGCGUCGCUCCCCAACCGUGCGUCGAGCCGAGGCAUCCCAAACCCGCAUUGCAUCUGCGCCUCCAGUCUAUAACACACCAGUGAAAGGACCCAAGGACGGUCGCCAUCAAUUCCUCGAAACUCACGGCAUACAGCUAUGGGCAGAUGCGCAGAGGGCUGGGGUUAUUCCGAACGCAGUGGAUAAACACAUCUUCAUGCGUGUUGGGUCUGCGCUCCUUGAAAAGGCGUAUACACAGGCACCGUCGCGAGAAGCGAUUUGGGAAAUUCAUGAUGACCCCGAUCUCACCUUCAAUAUCGGUCAAGUUGUCUCCCUCGGAAACCCCAGGUUCCGCGAAUGGGUCAUAACGGCCUGCACCCUCGCAGAAGUCCGCUUUGCAACCAUCAUAUCCGCAACUCGAAUCCUCGACAAAGCUACAACAGCCCCGACAUCAUCAGUUCCUUUCAACAGAAUCGAAUACCUAGCCUUACAGAUGCGCGAUCCCGUCUCCAUGACCUUACACGCACGAGUAUUGAUCCUCCGCAAACAAUACAACGAGGCGCUAGCAUUGAUGGAAGAAGUGAUGGGCGUUAUUCGUCCGGUUACUACUUCACGACCGAGUCAGGAUAAACAUUUUCCGUUGGACAUGGCCCCGUGGCAGGUUUAUGAGGAUGUCAAUAGGAAGCUGGGGAAUGACAAUGCGGCAGAUAAGGCCAUUGAAACGGCUGCACGGGAGUAUCAGGAUCCACAGGCGUUGCUUACGCUUGCUGGGAGACAUAUGAAGGAUGGUGAUUUGGAAAAUUACGAGGCGUGCAUGAGCAAGGUUGCUUCUACUGGAAAUGCUGAUGCGUGUAGAAAGUUGGCCAAUUUCUACUACCUGACUUAUUUGGGUCGUUAUCCGCGGCGGGGUGAGGAUGCCACGCAAAAGCAGCAGAAGAAAAACUGGUUAUCCUCCAUUUUCGGCCGCAUGCUCUCUCCAGACGACUACCUCAAUCUCGCGCGCGAGUGGUAUGAACUCGCAUGCACCCAUGGGAGCCACGAUGCAGCUCUGACAAUGUCUUUGUUGCUGCGAUUAGAUGGGAAGUUUAAUCUUGGAAAACAAUAUCUUGAGAUGGCCGCGCAGAAGCCGGGCCUUGCCUCUGCGAUCCGUGGGUACAGGGUUAAUUGGGACAACACGGAGCUUACUAUGAAUGUUGACUUGAAACGGCUUGAUGUCUAG
This is a messenger RNA of Aspergillus ruber CBS 135680, 1386 nucleotides long. RefSeq lists its product as uncharacterized. NCBI's taxonomy places the organism in Eukaryota, Fungi, Ascomycota, Eurotiomycetes, Eurotiales, Aspergillaceae. Gene Ontology annotation, molecular function: protein binding. The record is from RefSeq and is a predicted model, not a curated record. The coding region runs from base 1 to 1386 and encodes 461 amino acids. The transcript has 2 exons.